Molecule: messenger RNA, 2670 nt
Organism: Rhodotorula toruloides NP11
Lineage: Eukaryota; Fungi; Basidiomycota; Microbotryomycetes; Sporidiobolales; Sporidiobolaceae
Product: metallothionein expression activator
Exons: 3
Coding region: 1-2670 (889 amino acids)
Source: RefSeq, a predicted model, not a curated record
AUGGCCUACUACCUCGACUCGUCAUUCGACCUCGGCUCAUACGGCAACGAGCCUUUCGACGAGUCCCAUACGCUCCUGCCAAACAAUGCAUUCGACGUCGACUCGACCAUCUUCUCCGAUCCUGGGCCCCUUCCCUCCCGAACAACCGGACCGCUCGGCAACUCUUCAUCCAACUACACCCACUUCCCCGACUCUCUCGCCCCCGCGCCCUCUGUCCAUGUCGCAGACCCGACCAGCACCCUCGGAGCGUCGACUUCGUCGAACCCCUUCUCCCUGUACGACCUCGACUCGCCGUUUGGCUCGUCUGGGAGCCAAGUCCCGGUUCGGUCCCUCACGCGUGACGGCAGGCUCAAGACGCGGCUCAUGGGCGUCGGCAGCGACGGCGGCUUCCUCACCUCUCCGCUCAUCGUCGGCAAGCCUCGCGUCGACAGCCGGACAGGCAGACUCGCCGCGCCCGAGAUUGCCAUCGACUCGCCCAUUCCUCCGCCGCCGCAGUCCUCUCUCAUGACGCCUGGCGAUUCGCACAGCGGCGUUGUGAGCAGUGAACGCGGCGUGACGAACGAGAUGAUGCCGAGUUUGAGCGUCGGCAGCACGGCGAGCUACACAUCCGCGAGCAUGUCAGUCUCGGGCAGCCGUCCCGGCACCGCCGUCCAGGUCGUCGUGCCAGAGCCGACAGGACUCGGCAUGGGCAUCUCGGGCUUGGACGAUCUGCAGGAAACGAUGGGAGGAUUCGGAGCCGACGACCUCGGUUUGCGCAGCUACGGCAUGGCCAAGGGUGCGACGACCGGUCACGACGGCUACCUCGGCACCUCGCAGCACCUCUCGUCGUCGCAGACUCGGCGCACUCGGAGCGUGACGGGCGAUGGUCGUCCUGCGACGGCCGGCUUCGACAGCUUCGACUAUUCCUCCUUCCGUCUUCCGCCUCCUCCCGUCCCCGAGACUUCCUUCCGUCCAACGAGGGCGCUGCCGACUCGCACGAUCAACAAGGCCAAAUCUUGCUCGGCUCUCGCUGCUCAGGCUCGCGAGCAAGACGCGCAGGCCAUGUACGAGCCCCUCACGCCCGUCUCUACGGAUCAAUCGACUUUUGCACCAACCGGCGCGACCUUCGGCACACCCCAUACGGGCUACGUCGAGGUACCGAACACGGGCCCGCUCAGCUUCGCCGACCUCUACAACGUCGGCCUGGCGGAAGAGGCGGCCGUCGACGAGCUCGACGUGCACAAGAAGGACAUCUUCGAUCACGGCGCGGUCGACACGCUCAAUAUCGGUCUCGGCAUGAGUGGUGGAGCGAACCUUCUUCUUCCGACCUUUGGCAUUCCUUCUGCGCUCUCCUCCCCCUCAACGCCUUACCUCUCCGACCCAUCGCCCGACACGGGUAUGCAGUACGAUGCGUACGACGGCUUGGCGUCCGCUCCGAUGUUCCCAGCUACAUCGGUCGGCUCGACCUUCUCAGCCGCGACCACCCACUCGCCUCUCCCCGACGUCGCAGGCCGACAGCGCUCCGUCACGUACGGUUACGCGGCACCUACUCCAGCUGCCGAGGACGAGAUGAGCUACGGCCGCUCAAGUCGGCAGCGCCAGCAGCAGCUUCCUCCAGACUCGGCGUACGGCGCAGGUCGCAAGAACUUCUCGUACCCGACUCGCUUCGCAUCGCAGGUGCAGGCGCCCCCGCCGCCUAUGCAAUGGUCCGGCUCGCAGGGCCCGCCUCUUCUCCCUCUCCCGCCGGUCCCGACCACCCCGACUCGCCAGCGCUUCAACCCACACGUACGUUGCAUGACAGGUCCCGCCGGCUCGAUGGCCGACUACGAGCCGCACACGAACGUCUUCGUCUCGCAUGACAGGACGGAGGACUACGAGCGCAAGCUUGCGACGUUCGACUCGCUCUACGACCCGUACGCCGAUGCGGCGCAGACGCCGUCGAAGCGUGCGCGCGAGGUGGACGUGUUCAGCCAGGACGACUCGGACAUCGCGCUUUCACCAGAAGCCGAGGAGUCGCAGCGCACGAGCAAGCGACUUCGAACGGUCGCUUCCGCUCCUUGCCUUACUGGCCGACGGCGGUUGAGGCCGGGCCCGAAGCCCAAAUCCAUCAAGUCGCCUCAGACGGAGCACCAGUCCGUCUUCAGCGCGAACCUCUCGCCGCCGGUCCCGCAGAUCCACCGCGCCGUCUCGCCCUACGCUUCUCCACUGCUUUCCGACGACGAUGGCGAAGGUUUCCUCGUGAGCGACGGCAACGGCAACAUCGCGACACCGGCAAGCAUCACGUACGCCGUCGGUCCGCCAGCUCAACCAGGACAGCCGCGUAGCUCCGUCCCGCGCGAGGUCAUCCAGUCGCUUUACGCCGCAGUGCCGGCUCACACGGCUGCCGACGGCACGAAGGUGUCGAAGCGCUACGGCUGCUUGAUCGAAGGCUGCGGACGUUCGUUCCCGAGGAAGAGCGCGAUCGAGAGUCACAUCCAGACGCACCUCGAGGACAAGCCGUUCGUCUGCCCGCACGACGACUGCGACGCAUCGUUCGUUCGGCAGCACGACUUGCGGCGGCACGAGCGCAUCCACUCUGGCAACAAGCCCUUCCCGUGUCCUUGCGGCAAAGGCUUCGCUCGAGGCGACGCACUCGCACGACAUCGCGCUCGCGGCAUCUGCUCCGGCAGUCUCGUUCCGCGGAGAGGCUGA